This is a messenger RNA of Pogoniulus pusillus (Red-fronted tinkerbird), 12517 nucleotides long. It is a transcript of the gene DCX, whose product is annotated as doublecortin. Bases 449 to 1546 code for a protein of 365 amino acids. Lineage: Eukaryota; Metazoa; Chordata; Aves; Piciformes; Lybiidae. Gene Ontology annotation, cellular component: neuron projection; microtubule organizing center; microtubule. Gene Ontology annotation, biological process: retina development in camera-type eye; axoneme assembly; intracellular signal transduction. Gene Ontology annotation, molecular function: microtubule binding. The record is from RefSeq and is a predicted model, not a curated record. The transcript has 8 exons.
CUAGCUGGUGUACAGAACAUAAAGGAAUCAAAAGGGGGUUUUUGCCAGCCUGUGUGACACAGGUUCGCCCAACUUGUGGUUUCUCAGUGAAGAUAGAGCCAAGGGGAAAUUUGCACCCUUCGGAACAUCACCCCAAAACUUGCCCCUUUGAACUUUUUGUUUACCUAUACAUUAGCAGAUCCAGAACUGUCAUGAACAGAUCUUUUUAUUCUCAAACGGAGAAGACUACAAGCAGCUGACUGAUGAUGAGAGUAAAAACCAGUGAGGCAAAGUUACCGUGAAGGGAUUGAACAAGGCACUAGGACCUAGGAGGCGUCUCAUCCACCCUGGCAGGAAUUUCUUGCUUGGAGCUCAGACAACAAAGGCAGAGUGAGCCUGGUUUUCUUUCUCUCAGCAUCUCCACCCUGCGCGCUGAAAACCGCUUCAGAUCUUUAGGGUUCACCAAACUAUGGAACUUGAUUUUGGACACUUUGACGAAAGAGACAAGGCGUCCAGAAACAUGCGAGGCUCACGGAUGAACGGGUUGCCUAGCCCCACUCACAGUGCUCACUGUAGCUUCUACAGAACCAGGACCUUACAGGCACUGAGUAACGAGAAGAAAGCCAAGAAGGUGCGUUUCUAUCGCAACGGGGACCGCUACUUCAAGGGGAUUGUAUAUGCCGUGUCCUCUGACCGCUUCCGAAGUUUUGAUGCUCUCCUGGCUGACCUGACCCGAUCCCUGUCCGACAACAUCAACCUGCCUCAGGGGGUCCGUUACAUUUACACCAUCGAUGGCUCGCGGAAGAUCGGGAGCAUGGAUGAGCUGGAGGAAGGGGAGAGUUAUGUCUGCUCAUCUGACAACUUCUUCAAGAAAGUGGAAUACACCAAGAACGUCAAUCCCAACUGGUCUGUCAAUGUGAAGACAUCUGCCAACCAGAAAGCACCUCAGUCUCUGGCCAGUAGCAACAGUGCCCAGGCAAAGGAAAACAAAGAUUUUGUGCGUCCCAAGCUGGUAACCAUUAUCCGCAGUGGGGUGAAGCCCCGGAAGGCAGUCCGUGUGCUCCUGAACAAGAAGACUGCCCAUUCCUUUGAGCAGGUUCUCACUGACAUCACCGAAGCGAUAAAACUGGAGACGGGAGUGGUCAAAAAGCUGUACACCCUGGAUGGGAAACAGGUGACCUGUCUCCACGAUUUCUUUGGGGAUGAUGAUGUGUUUAUCGCCUGUGGUCCAGAAAAAUUCCGCUAUGCGCAGGAUGACUUUUCCCUGGAUGAAAGCGAGUGCCGGGUGAUGAAGGGGAGCCCUGCGACUGCCACGGGCAGUAAGUCAUCUCCCACUCCUCAGAAAAGCUCAGCAAAGAGUCCAGCCCCCAUGCGCCGAAGCAAGUCUCCAGCCGAUUCAGGUAACCAUCAAGAUGCAAAUGGGACCUCAAGCAGUCAGCUGUCUACACCCAAAUCAAAGCAGUCCCCGAUCUCCACACCUACCAGCCCAGGGAGCCUCCGUAAGCACAAGGACUUGUAUCUGCCCCUGUCUUUGGAUGACUCUGAUUCCCUUGGAGAUUCCAUGUAAAGCAACACGAAGCUAAAUGUCCAUAUUGCAAGCUAUGUUUAGGAUACAGUAGAGUACUUCUGCCCAAAUAAGCAGAUAGGUGACUGGUGCUUUCAAAGCAAGGACACACAGCUGUAUGUCAUUUUUUUUUCUGUGAUUUAUCCUUCGUGCCACAAAUCAACUCCUACCAGUCUACAGAGAUAGAGGGAUACCAUUCUUCUAAGUUAUAGGGAUGCAAAAUGGACAUGGUGAGCAAUCUGGGGCAAAUACGCCAAUGAUCCUCUGCAUUUCCCAUUUUCUUCCAUUAUUGCUCCUGCUGCUGCAACUCUCAUUUUCCUAGUGAUAGUAAAGUAGCUCCCCCAAAAGUGUGCAAAGGUGUCACAUUCUGACCAGUCUGCAAGCCCAAGUAGAGCAAACGAUCUUCACCUGUCCAAACUGCCAGCAUUUGCCAGCUCCUCACCUGCAGCCCUGAUUUUAGCACCUGCAUCCUAACUAGCGUUGGGUUCAUUGUUGCAGGAUAGGAAGGGAAAGCAUUCACUCGUUUGAUGCUUGAUGUGCCAGCAGAAGCUCGGACAAGACUCAGAAUGAUUGCAGAAGGUGCUAAGUAAGGUUAGUACAGUAGUAAUUCAAAUAUUGGGAUUUUUUAAAUGGUAUUUUAAUGACAUUUUAAUGAUUAAGCAAAGAAAUGUGAGUCAGCUGAGUUAUCUGGAGUGGAACAUGUCUCCCACGUGAUCCAGUGAUCCUGCUAAGCUGGUGACAGGUUUUACACCUCCCCUAUGGUAUCUCUCUAUCUCUCUUUGUAACAGCAAUGCCUUCUGAACAGCCAACACUGAAAACACUGUGAAUUUUUGUUUUCAGGUUCGACACCCUACAGGUCACUUUUUAUAGCAAAAAAAAAAAAAAAAUCAAUACAUUUUUUAUAAAAGAAAACCUUGUAUCUGUGUUUUGGGAGUAAGAAUUCCAGCUCCUUUUUUAUAAGCUCUGGUGAUUUUUCUUUUGUUUAAAAAACACAUUCAGAAAAACGUACAAAAAAACCUACAGCAACUGACAAUUGCAGAACAGGAAUAACAACAGCUCAGCUUAGAAAUCUUGUCACUGCCAAAACAGACACAUGUACGGGGGAAAAAAGGUCAAUUCAAAAUAUUAAAUGUUUUGAUAGUUUUUGUAAUGUUUAAGACUACAUAUUUGGUUUUUUACACUUCAAUAUUCUUGACUAUGGCCAGCUUCUCUACUUCUAUUACAAAUGGAAUUUUGUGGUGUUCAGAAGCCUGUAUUUUAAGAAACUCUUCUGACAAAACAAACUUGCUGUAUUUAGAGAAACCUUUUAGUCAGUAAUGACUCCUGCAGAAUGCAAAUUUCAUCUAUUCAUGCAGGGUUGGUGGUUUUGAUGCUGGUGAAGCUUUGUCAUAAGCUCACUGGCAUUGCCUCCCUUCCUCAUUGAAACUGGUGAUUACAGAACUUUACCUAAAUGAAAUUUGUGCAAUCAAAUCUUUCUUUCUUGCUCUAUUUGCCUUUGUUUCAACAGACUCAUCUGUUCCCUCCUGCCUUGCAAUCCCUUGUGAUUAGAAUGAAUUAUAACCUUGUGAUGUUUGAUGCUACAUGAACACUGGGUUGUUCCCAAAGCCACUCCAUGUUUUCUUUGCUUGCUGGUAGGAAACAAUCUGUGCAGGCUGCAUCUCUGGAAGUUCACAUGAUGAUACAUAUAAUGCAACUUAAGAAAUUUAUCUGAGAGAGGCCAGGAUUGGGAAUUAUCAAGGGGUCAGAGUUAUUAUGCACCAUAUUUGCACCCAGUAGUCCUAGUGCAUGACCGUUUAUAUCCAGAGUUUUGCACAAGAAAUCAUUUGUUCCCACAAAUAACUUCAUUUAAUUGACUCUCUGACUGCAUGACUGCUAAAUGAUCAUUUCGCCUGUUGUAUAUAGAACCCAGGCUUUAGUUCAAAGGCUAAGGGCACAUGUUGAAGGUUUGUGAGAGAAAGGAUGGUCAUGUGGAGUGGUCAGGACACCUUCAUUCAGCCCUUGGCUUUGCUAACUGUAAUGUCAGAACAGGAGCAGGUCUCUUAGUAACCCUGUGCCUCAAUCUGUCUGUCUGUCCCUGCAGGGACAACACUGUUCUACCUCACUGGGGGUUGUGAGGCCAAAUGUUAGUUAACAUUUGUAAAGUGCUUUCAGAUCCUCUAACAGAAGGUGCUGGAGUAUUCUGGGUGCAGAUUUGGUUAUGGGUGCUAAUUUUUGGCUGUUUAUUUCUGUGAGUGCUACUGUAGACACUGGUCAUGAGAUAAUGUGACCUUUUAAGCAUAAGGUUGUCGAAGACUGUGGUUAUGUGAACUAUUCAUCAGAGCUUUUGCCUUAGUAAAAGCAUUAGUGUGACAGAAAAUUCAACAUGCUCUUACCCUCUCCUCUGUUCUGUUGGUGGCAAUCACCAAGUCCCUGCCCAAGUCUCUGCCUUUCCAGGGACCAUGACUAGCAGUCCUGGCCCUGUCUGUUAGAGAUGAUGGAUUGGUAGUCCAGUCAAAGGUGCUGUCACUUCAGUGACACAGGCUGUUCCUGUCACAGUCAGGAUUAGCAUGUCCUGCCAACUUUCCCCUGAGUCACUGCUACACCAAAUGACCAGCCAUGAAAUCACAUCUAGGUUCUCUUGCUAUGCAGUAGGGGACGCUCACCAUAGAGCCACCAGGAAAACCCUAAAUCUUUGAUGUCUGUAAGAAGACUGAACUGCUAGAGCUGAUGGUGGGAAAGGAGUCCAAGAUGUGCUUUUAUCCAGUAUCUGUGAGUUUGUAUAAGAUAAAGCAGGAUUCCAAGGGCUGAAUGAACCUUUGUAUGGAUGGUUGUUGAGAUGGCUGUUGAAAAGUGGCUUCUUUCCUUCCUGCCACAAGUUGUGUUUGUUAUUUGAAGAUGCCUGUCCUGGUGGAACAUGCUAAUGAAUUACUGAAGCCUUCUUCCUGAGCUGCACCUUGUGACAGGUCUAAAAUAUGAUCCCACAAGUGCUCCCUUGAGAGUGGAGUUUUUGUUUGCCUGAGGAUCAUCCUAGGGUGGGGCUGAGCUCACCAAUUCCUUCAGGGAACUAGAGGGACCUUGAAAAGGCCUGAAAGAAAGGGGGCAGGGGAUGGAAAUAUUCUUCAGUGGGAAAAAUAGCCAUUCAAACCAGUAGAAGCCACAAAGAAAACAGGGUAUGUGGUCAAACUCCCAAGUUUUAGAAAGCAAUUUUCUAGGUAGAAACGCCUGGGCAGUAGGAGAAGUCAGCAAGCACUUCAGCUGUAAUAUAGAAUGAAGUCUGUAUUAAUGCCAGUAUUGCAUGAGUUCUUGUACAGAGAUGCAUGUGGAACGUUACCUCCAUUCAAAACUAAUUACCUUUUGGCUUUGUAGGAUCCCUAACAUAGACUUGAACACAAAGAGAAACAAUGCACAGGCACCAGAUCAUAGUCAUUUAAAUGUAAGGACAGCCUUGAUUCAGGAAAGAACUCUCAAAGCCAUGCUUGAAGUUUAGCAUGUGCUUUACUCCUGUUGAUGGUGUAUGAGAUAGAAGCUUGGGUUUAGUCAGAAAGCGUUCCUGAUCUGGAAUGAAUUAGUAGUCACUUUCAAUACACGAUGUUAAUUCCAGACUCUGUGAGAUCCUAGAGCAGUUGAUAGUAAUUUUGCUUUAUACUCCAGAGUUUUACCUCUUCUAUUUUUUCCUUUAUCUUUACAAGCACAUAAAACUCCACAGGAUAUGAGUAUUUGCCAUAUUAAUUCUGCCAUAAAACUCUUCCCUAAUUUGCCUCAGGAGACUGCCUUUAGUGUUUUCAGGGACUAAUUGAAUCACCAACACUAUAUUGUUUUAAAACAAUACAGUAUUUAAAAACAAACUGGAGACACUCUUAAAGUAGUAGGGCUUUGUUUCUUCAAAGUCUGCCUUUAUUCAGUAUCCAGCAAUUUUAGCAAAGUGGCCCUUACAGUAAAAAUACCUGUUUCAGAGACAGUCCUUAGGAAGGAAUUAGUGUGAUCCUCCAAGCACAGGCUGAUGUAUUCAGUGUUUCUGCAUUUCAGAGAUGGUCUUGUCUGGAGGAGAUCAGGGAAAUGUAUCCAAAUCUUCAGCCUUAGGAUUUCUGUCACAUCUAAAAUAUUUAUAAUCCUAACAUUUCCUAGUUAAAGCCUUAUCUGUUAGAAGAUUUGGAGCUCACUCAGUUCCACCAGCUAAUCAGCCAGCCAGGACUCUAUACCUUGAAGAAAUUUUGAAGGAGUCUGGUAAUGAGAUUUUUACCUUGGUCCAUUUUAGUGAGAGAUGGAAAUAGCUUUGCCCUCCAUUGUCUGCUACAUCUGCACGAGUCACAAUCUUCUCAGGAGCUAGAAACACUAAUGUGUUAUUUCCAUUGACAGCAGAAGAAUAAAUCUGCUUAGAAAACAACUUCCUCAUCUCUCCUGUGUAGCUAACACUCAUGCAUGCACACAAAAAUCACGUACACAGUCUAGCCACUGUUUCUCUCUUAUUUGCCUGAACCAUGUCUGUGAAGGAAAAAAAGGGGAAGUAGGACCAAAAAUUGUGGCAAACAGCAAACCAGUGUUAAAUCCAGGGCUUUGUGGGAGGAAAUAAUAGCAUGAAAAGGGUCAGUUUGUUCUUAUCCAUAUGGAUACUGAUGGCAUUUUCUAGGAUGCCUUGGUUUUGCUUUUUCCCACCUCUGGGGUCAGUGCUGCUGCUCUUGACUCUUCACUGAACACCUUGUGAAACCGCCCUGCUGAAUCCCUGCAGGUGGCCACCCUGGAAGGAGCACCUUGCAGAAGCAUGGUGUGAACUUCACAGUAGGAGAGUUUUCAUUGCACUGAGAGCACACCAGUGUGUUUUGUCACUGACUUCUAGACAAGACAAAUGCAGAGUUGUCUUUUACUACAGUAGAGGCAGGAUCAUUUUUAGAAGUAAAAAUAGUCAAAUAAAGUAGGUAUAAAAUGAGUCCAUAAAGUGUCUCCUCAAGCUGAGACAAUCCACCACAAGAGAAAAGCUAUAGAGAGGAGCACUUAACCACACACAUCUCAGGAAACAUUAAAGCUGAGUCUUCUGUCUCACAGGACAGCCACCACUCAGCAAUUGCAGAGUGAACUGGGCUGAGUUCUGCUGCAGUUAUUGAUUCAGAUAUUCUUCCUUCUUUGCCUCUAGCUUGAGGUCUGGUGCAUCUCAUCCCAGUUGCUUCCAGGUGAAAGGCUGGGGCCAACAAUCUGUACAGACUCCUCACUUUGUUCUGGUUUGUUUCCUCUGGAACAGAUUUGGUCAUUCAAUGUUUGUCUGAAGUUCUGGGGCAAGAUGUCACCACAAUGUGUUAAUAGGGAGAGAGGAGAUGUUUGGAGAUUGAACGGAAAAGCUUUUUUCAGCAAUGUUCUGACAGAAUCCCAGUUGCAGGGUAGGGUAUGAGUCUGCAGGUGAAAAUGCAGAGUUUUGGGGUCACAAACCACUGUCUGCCCCUCAAGAAACUCUGUUUAGAGAUGGCUAAAAUCACUGACACCAAUUUUUGGCCAAUACAUGAGCUUCUGAUUAAAUGAAACCAAACCUAGUGGAUUCAGCAGUGGAAUUUCAGGGCCAUUGGGAUUUUAGAGUCUUUGACCUAACUGUGGACAGCCUUUAUGCACUGGGACACCUCUUGUCUUGGUGUCCCAGUGCAUAAAGAGCUGAUCACAACACUUCCUCCACCUGUAAGGUGCUUUGAGAGAAGCUGAUAAAAAAGAGCUGUGGAGGAGCUUGCUCUUAAGAUUUAUUCCUUACUUGGGAGGGUCUGAAUACCCUGUAGAAACAAAGUGGGGCCUAACUGUCUUUAGCAAGUCCUUUCAGGACCUCUGACACUCUCAAACUAUGCUAUAAAAAUGCUUCAUUAUUUUACAAAACAUGUCUGUUUUGGUUCUCUCAAAACCUAUGGAGGAGCCAGCAACACCCAGGAAGAGCAAGGCCAUGUUCAUGUGCCACCUCUGGCCUGAAUACAAGCCCCUUCUGCCCCUUUUUGUUACACAUUUGUGUAUGUAUCAGGGACAAUUCGUGCUACCAUUCAAAAUGUGGGCCCUUGCAUUUGUAAACAAAGAAUGAGUCUAAUGAUUUCAGUGGCCUUCUACCAUGAAAACAGUGGGCCUGUUGUUGAAAGCUUUCUUGUUUAGAAACUGUUGAUGACCAAAUGGCUUCACAGCAGAGUGGCCUUUCAGUUUCCUUGCUUAGUACACUUAGUUGAAGUAAGCUUGUCUGGCUCUUGCUCUAGACCUCAAUGAACCAUAACUCCAGAAUCUCAAGCCAGUUCAGAGCUUCCCUAGGUCUGGCAGUUUAUCACUGAACUGAAGAAGGAGAUGCCCAAAGGCAAUUAACAAAUAUUUGCAGUAAUGAGUCUAUCAACUGAAAAAAGGAAGCUGGCAUCAUUAGAAAAAGAUGCCAUGAUGGCCAGUGUCAUGGGAAACAAAGGAAAAGGUUUGUUUCUAAGAGGAAUGGCAGGGAACGUUUGUUAGGAGAUAUUCACUGAAUGAUGGAAUGAGCCUGAACUUCACAGAAAGUGAAAUGGAAGGAGAAGCAUGAGGCAGGGGGAGGAUUUCCAGCAUGACUGGAAAUGUCAGUGCUAUUGAUGUCUGAGAAUAAUAAAAGGCAGAAGGCCAAGAGCUCCAAGGGACAAACCAAAGGGGAGGCCAGGGCUAGCUGAGGAGCCACAGCUUGGUUCUGGACAGAAGAGCUGCAGGUGUUCCUGGCUCUGCAGGUAUUUAAGCCAGGCUGUAGGCCGUCUGCCACAAUGGUGUGUCUCCUGCUCCCAAUGGCAGAAAUAAGGUCAUGCUUGGCUGCAGGCACAAGAACAUGAGUUGAAGUUUCUCCCCUGCUCCUGUUUUACUCUCCUGCCAGCAUGUGUCAUUCCUGGAAGGGGAAGACAAGAUCCAGCCCUUUGCUGAAUGACAGCACCAACACAUGGAGCAAUUUUAUUUCUAUUCCUCCCUAUCAGAUCAGGAACAGAAAUUCAUCAGCAUGACCUGGCCUGGAGGACAGGCCUGGCACACUGGAGAAUGGCAAAGCAUACGCAAGGGAAUAAUGAGGGCACCUCUGUCUGUCCUGUCCCUUCCCACGAAGCGCAGCAAGCUGUGGAAAAUGUAGCCACCACUCACACCAGGGUUAACUGCCAAGACAGGCUCUUGGUGGAGGUCAGCUUCAUUUGCCAUGCUGAUGGUGAACAAGGGAGGUCUGUGUUUAACACCAGGUUUCUCAAGAAAUCUUCUUCCCAAAUUCGGUUGGCUAACAGUGGUUGUGGACUUAAUCCUAAAAGGCAACUACCUGAAUGCCUUUUUGCUGUUCAGUCUCAGAUGUAUUUUUUCUUUUUUGCAUAAGGAUUGCACCUCUUUGUUUCCAUAGAUUCUCAGAUGUUCAAUCUAACAUGAGCAAAACCCAGUACACCUAAUUCUCUCCUGCUUUAAUCAGGCAGAAGCUCCCCUACAAUUAAGGCAGCUGAAUCCAUUUGGCCCAAGGCUGGUCUCCUAUUUCAAAGAUCGAUUGCUGUCAAUAACUCUUGUGUGACUGGUUACUUAAGUGCAGAUUCAGUUUCCUGUGUGACAGCUGCAGGCUUUGAAGAGAGAACCUCACUGACCCCAGCUAUAAAGUGAUCUCUUGUAUGAACCUCAAACAGCAAGUUAUGGAUGGGAGAUACUUUUUAGAGUUUUACUAUAGUUCAAGAUAAAUCUGAAAUACUUUUCAUUGUUUAAAUACUUCAAAAUUUUAGAACUGAAAAUUACAAAAGGAAUCUCAGCAGAUCAGGAUCUGCUCUAUAUUUUCUGGUUCUGGAAUGCUGGUUUUAUGUCACUUUAUCUUCUCUAGACGUGCCCUGAGCCCAGCAGAACUCCAGAACUUUCUAUUCCUCCAGUGUUUCUUCUCUGGUCCUAAGAAGAGCUGAGAUUUAUGUUUGGCAUGGUUCUUAGAAAAAAGUGUUACCAAAUGUCUCUAAACAUAAAAAGGAAGGUUCAGUUCAUUUUAGGUGACUCAACUCACGUCUGCUUUUGAUUGUUACCCAUGCUGAUUCUUCCACCUCUAUUUCCAACAGUUAUAUAUAGGAAAUAGAGAUUAAUGAUUAAUUUGAGUCAUAUUUGAGCAGCGAGGCUGUUGCAGAGCAAAGGGAUUUACCUCACUUGUACAGUCAGAGUGAAAUGUGUUGGUGGCAUUUGGUCAGGAAGGACCUGACCCAAACUCUGAUUCUGAGCCUCUGAGUUUCUGGGAAACUGAUGUGCAGAAUCAAAUAUGGGAAAUGUCUGUCCUGGAUGAAGUGGACUCAAGUUGGGGUCCAGACCCAGUUCUCGAACUGAAGAAUUUUACCUUCAGAGAAUCCCUGUGAAACAUUUUGUAAGUUUUUCAUUCUUUUGGUCUGUUUUAUUUUCUUUUAAUUCCAGCAUGGCUGCUUAUCUCCACCUGCUUCCAAACACAGCACAGCAGAUACGGGUGGGUUUUAACUCACUUCUCUUUGCAGGUGACAGUUGAAAUGUAGUGAUAUUCUGUCUCACUCUCAUGCAGACCACAGAGUCUCUGAGAGGUUGAAGGGUUACAGAAGAGAGGUUUUUUUCCUGUCCUACCACCACCACCUCUUUACAACAGAAAAGCUUUUCCCAGAUUUAGUGUGAUGUGUAAUGAGGCAUCUCCUUAAAAAGAAGAAUGUCUAGGGAAUUAUUUGUACUGCUAAUCAGUGUUUAUAGAUAAGGGCAUUGAAUGUAAGAACAGGAAAGCCUGUGAGUCAUAAUUACAUGCUGAAUUCUGACAUGUAAAAUUGUUGUUAGUUUGCUUCUUACCUAAAUGAUGCACUUGUCAGCUCAGAAGACAAAUAGGGUCUUUUAGAAAGAGGAAACCUGUUUAGCCAAGCCUCCUUCUAUUCUCUGAAAUGACACAUUCUCCUCAACGAUACUCUGUUUGCUAACACUGUCUAGUGUAGAAGCACAGGAAAGGAGUACCAGCUUGCUGAGUUUGCUGUUACUGGCCUUUGCCUAUUUUCUUAAUCACAGAUGGUAGGGUUAGCCUGAGUUCUUUACAUCACUCUUCUCUGAAGAGCACCAACUGCCUUUGCUCAUGGUCCCCCAACUUGUGGCUUUGUGCUUUGAGCUGCAAGUCUGCCCGAAGUGCUGAGGGAGGGAGAUCUGCAGCUGAACUGGAACCUGAUCAUGGAUUACUGUCAGAGGUCAUUCAUUGCAUUCGUAUGAGUUCAUCAUUAAUGACAAAGCUGCAAUAUAAUAUAACUGAGAGGCCACAAUGUAUUUUCUAGUCGAUGGAUAGGUGUUAGAGGGGCAGCCGGGUUUAAAGUUUAGCUGGUAUACUUUAAACUCUGUGUACAUAACCCUGGAGGACACAUGGGUGGUAAGGGACUGGUAAAUAUCUGCUUGUUUUUGUUUAAAUAGGAAGGUAUGUAAUUAACGUCAUUGUACAAAGAGCUAUUGUUUUAAGUGGUGCUUUUGUUCUCCUAAACCAGAUCUGUCUAACCUUUCUUUUCGGCAAGUCUGCAGCAAUGCCGAUUGAUUUUUGUACCUUGGGGGAGUGCGUGGAAGGGGAGGGGAAAUGUUUUUCUCUUCAGACAGAUAACGUUGCCCAUCAUUAACCUCCUGCUUGGGUAUCAACCUGGAGUUCCCUUUACGCUGAAUUUUUGUGUGACGUUCUCCUAAAGGGGCAGAACAAGCAGAGGCUAUUCCAAAAGAUCCCAACUGUAUCAUCUUGUAAUAUAUUGCAGCUUUAUGCCAAUGAUUCCUUGCUUACCUGUACACAGUCCACAGCCGUUUUGAACUAAUUUUGCAUUCUCCAUUUGUGGUGAAUUAUUUAGCAUUUUAACCACCUUUUGUGCCAUUCACCUUGUACAGAAAACAUUUUUAUUAAAGUUUCAAAGGGAGGGGGAAGAAAAGAAAAAAAAAAGCCCCUUCUGCUCCCUAGUUGUAGGUAGAACUCAGUUACUUAGCAAACAGAUGUAGAUGAGUGGUUGUAGUGUUAGAAAUGUUAGCUUGCUUGUGAACAAGCUUUUGAGAGUAAAUGCAUGGUCCUGUACCUCUCUCUUCUUAAUUAGCUCUUCCUUUCCUCCUGGAAAGAUUCUCUCUCUCCCCUUCUCUCUUACUCUGUCUUUGUCUCUCUCAUGGUUGUAAAGUACAGAUUUGGGCAUAAAUAAAAUGACCUACACUGAGGUUUGAAAAGCAGUUCUCAACAGGUUCUCUUGGGGAACUUACUUCUCACAGUGCCUUGCCUUGGCACUUCAAUUAGACCUUUUCAAUGUAAACCAGGCAGAUAUCAGUCACUUGUUGCUUCUGCUUGAAGUGGGGAACAAGUUAAAUCUUUGGAAGUUUGUGUCACUGGGAACUAUGAGAUCUUGCUGACCUGUUGCAGCUGAGGCACGUGGCACAUGGUGUAUUGGCUGUGGCUCCCACGCCUGGUUGUUCUGGCUGGGAGCAGUCCCACGGCCCCUGACUUGCGGAGUUUGCACACACUUUGAUUUUCCUGGCUACGAAGCAGAAGGGGGUAGGGAUGGUAUAUAGGAAUUACGUUGAUAGGGGUUCUGUAGACAGCUCCUUCUCCACACUCCUAAGCCCUGAAUUGAGUAAGCAGGGCAUACUGUUUAAUAGCUGUGGCAGCGGAGGACAGAAAAUAGCUGAAGUCUUGCAAGAUAGGGGGUCACUCACACAGAUGGAUUUUGUAAGAAAUGGACUUUGAAACCCCCACAAAACCCUGCUACAAACCCACAAAAUGUACUCCCACAUCUACCCCCCCCCCCCAUGCCUCUUCUCCCUUAGCAGAAUUUCCUUUUGUUAGAAGAUUUGACUUGCUAGCUUAAAAAAUUCCAUUUUUGUGAGGUGUUGUGAACUGUUUUUACUACUUGUACUAACCAUCCCAGGUCUGAGUAUUCUUGUAAUGCAAUGCCAUGCAGCGGAGAACCUGUCCACUUUAUAGCUUUGCUCUCAAUAUUUGUUACUCAUUGUUUUCUCAUCUAAAUGUACAUUUGCAAGAUGUGUGUAAUGCCAUUUUCAAAAAAUAAAAUUUGGUUUCAAUAUUUAGGCUGAUAAAAA